Messenger RNA from Penicillium coprophilum, 458 nucleotides. Its product is annotated as H/ACA ribonucleoprotein complex subunit NOP10. Gene Ontology annotation, molecular function: box H/ACA snoRNA binding; telomerase RNA binding. Gene Ontology annotation, biological process: rRNA pseudouridine synthesis; ribosome biogenesis; positive regulation of telomerase RNA localization to Cajal body. The record is from RefSeq and is a predicted model, not a curated record. Gene Ontology annotation, cellular component: box H/ACA snoRNP complex; box H/ACA telomerase RNP complex. Lineage: Eukaryota; Fungi; Ascomycota; Eurotiomycetes; Eurotiales; Aspergillaceae. The transcript is spliced from 7 exons. The coding region runs from base 1 to 384 and encodes 127 amino acids.
AUGACUCUGCACAUCAACAGAGCGCAGUUGCGAGAAAAAAAGGAAAUUUCGCGGUGGAAAGCUCCGUUUAAAAAGCACUCCGUGACUAAGCAGUAUGGUCCGAGCUCUUCCUCGUCGAGAAAAAAAUUCCUCCACUUAUCGCCGACGCAUAUACUAACACAGGACUAUUCAUCAAAUACCGUCAAAAUGCAUCUUAUGUACACCCUCAACGCCGAUGGCAAGCGCAACUACACCUUGAAGAAGGUUCUGAACGGCGAGGUCACCAAGUCUGCCCACCCCGCUCGCUUCUCCCCCGAUGACAAGUACUCUCGUCACCGUGUCACCCUGAAGAAGCGUUACAACCUUCUCCUCACCCAGCAGGCUGAGGCCCCUGUUAAGGCUUAAAUGUAUCAGCACUGGGAAAAAUGAAUUACCGGGUGGCAUAGCCCAUGUUUUGGCGAAUGGUGUUUUUCUUGCGG